Molecule: messenger RNA, 2899 nt
Organism: Anguilla rostrata (American eel)
Lineage: Eukaryota; Metazoa; Chordata; Actinopteri; Anguilliformes; Anguillidae
Product: retinol dehydrogenase 12-like
Exons: 7
Coding region: 190-1176 (328 amino acids)
Source: RefSeq, a predicted model, not a curated record
AGCGUAAUCACUCCGUAAUCUGAAGACAGACGUUAAUCUUUUAUUUUAAGUUGCUUAGACUAAAUCUAUUCAUAGCCACGUCUAUAGCAAGAGACAUCCCGACUAAAACUCCAUCGUAACUCGACGAGUGCUUAGUCAAUCGAAAAGACAGUUCUCUUUCCUAUGUUUUGACGGCUCUGUGACGGUGCGAUGUGGGAAGCAGUUGAGUACACCGCGGUUGCCAAGUAUGGCGCUUUAACUGCAAUUACAGUCCUCAGCAUAGUUCUGCUGAGGAAGUGGAUUGCAGGUGGGGUCUGCUACAGCCGAACCCGUCUGGAUGGGAAGACAGUUUUAAUUACUGGUGCCAAUACCGGUAUUGGGAAGGAGACCGCAAAAGACAUGGCCCGUAGAGGGGCACGAGUGGUGAUGGCAUGUCGGGACCUGACCCGCGGAGAGAAGGCGGCUGCAGGGAUACGUCUGUCUACUGGGAAUGGGAACGUCGUGGUGCGGCACUUAGACCUGGCCUCCCUGUACUCUGUGAGGCAGUUUGCCAAGGAAUACAUUGCCACUGAGGAGCGACUGGACAUACUUAUCAACAAUGCUGGUGUGAUGAUGUGCCCAAAAUGGCUGACAGAGGAUGGCUUUGAGACACAACUAGCUGUCAAUCACCUGGGGCAUUUCCUGUUGACCAAUCUCCUUCUGUCGAAGCUAAAGCUGUCUGCACCCAGUCGUGUUGUCAAUGUGUCUAGCAUAGCACACCGGGGCGGAAAGAUCCACUUUGAUGAUCUUAACUUUGAAAGGACACCAUAUAACUCACUGGUGAGCUACAGGCAAAGUAAGCUGGCCAAUGUGCUUUUCUCCAGGGAACUAGCACGCCGGUUGAAAGGAACGGGGGUCACGUCCUACAGCCUGCACCCUGGCGUGAUCCGCACUGAGCUCAGCCGACACGUGGAGACGUGGUUCCCCCUGCUGAAGGCACUGCUGACUGCUCCCUCCAUCCUCCUGAUGAAAACUCCCAGAGAGGGUGCACAGACCUCCAUUUACUGUGCUGUCACCAAGGGACUAGAGGACAAAUCAGGGUGCUACUUCAGCGACUGUGCUGUGAAGGAGCCUGCUCCUGAAGGCAAGGAUAACAAGGUGGCCCUGAGGUUGUGGGAGGUGAGCUCGCAGCUGGUGGGGUACACAGAAGAGCACUGACUGACUCUGCCUUACUAAAGCCUUUGGCUCUGCGCUCUUGCCACAGCUCUUCUCUUGCUUCAACCUGCGUGCCUGAAGGCUGUUGCCUGUUGCUCAAGAGCUGAUUAACCUGGACAACCAUGCCAGGGGUACUUAAGAGAACUUCCUUCAGGAAUAAGACUUCAGGUUUUGAGAGAAGCCAUUCUCCAACUACCUGGAAAACCAGCGUGGUUGGUUAGAAUCCCUUGGUGAACAUUUGCAUAUUGAGAUGUGAAAAGAGAGCAAAUAGCACCUUUUGACACUGCAUUAAUUCAUCAUAACAUUUGAAGUAAUAUACCAGUGAAUAUCAGUGAAGUGUAGACUAGUCUGAUGAACGUAGUUUAACCAGUCAGAAAAAGCUACGUGCUUAUUGGGUAUACAGAUGUAUCUGAGUCUGACCGCACUGCAGGAACAGUUGCAUGGCUUCAUCGACUGAUUGGCUCCAGGAUUGGCACCUUACCUGGCUGGGCAGUGACAGUCUGUAAAUUAUUUCUUUAAUAAAAUUAAAUGACUUUUUCUCCAAGGUAUUUAAGAUUCAGCAAGGGUAUGUUUAAUCUCUCUUAGUUUUAUAUGAUAUUUGAACUUGUCUCCCUGUCUGUGGUUCUGUUAUUAGGAUAUUUUAAAUUACUGGAAUGAAUAUAUUCUUGGGGAAUGACCUAGGUUUAUAAAUGGGACAAAGUAGUAUUGAGGAUGGUAGCAGAGUGUGUUGGAAAAAACUAAAUCGAAUCUGUGAGUGUUUCCAUUGACAACACGGUCUUUGAAUAAAUUUCUUAUACUUAGCUGAAGUUUACAUCCAUGAAUAUGUUUUUGACUAAUAAAUGUUGAUAACUUUCCUUAGUUAAGGAAGGUUUCAGUGUGUAUCCAAAUGCAUGAGGUCAACAGAUUUAUGCAUAAGGACAACAUAGUCAUGUUUAGAAAUAUACAGUACCACUGUGUCUAAACCAGAGCAGUAAAGCCAGUAUUUUUGAAAUGCAUAAUAUUUUCAAAGUAGUUUGUAUCAGCAUGAGAAUGCGGGUCAACACCAGAAUCAUAACUCCAGUGACUAAAACACCUGGAUAUGCGACCUCGUACACCAACUUUAGUAUGUGUGGCACUUGCACGCGUAUAUGAGUGUGUGAAUGACAUAGCACAAGAAAUAUAAGUAUUACAAUUGUGCCCUUUAAGUAUAUGCAACUUGAGAAGACACAUCACCUGUCUUGAGACUCAAGGUGACUUGUACACAGUGAUCCACUAGAUCUAGAGUCCAACAGUAUAUCGUGUUUAUCUGAAUUGGACGACAUGCAGAUAUGAGCCUGUGACAAUCUCACAUCCACUGCAUUUAGAAAGUAGCGUGUAAUUAUAUUUUUUAUUUGCUAUUAAAAUAAGUCAACAUCAGUGACAGCGGAAACUCUGGGAAUUUGUUGUUCUGAUGUGUACGUCUGCUCCUGUAUAGUUUUGACCACUAGAGGGUGGAAGAGUCAAAUGAUUCAGUGCACCAUGAACCUGGGGUCUUCAGUUGGGAUUGGCAUCCAGGAUCUCAAGAAGUUAUUCACUGUGUUGUGACUGAGUAAUGUACAUAUAUGAUAAUAUCCAGUUGUGUAAAAGUGCCCCAUAGCUAAAAUGCAAAUCAGUAUUUAGUAGAUGGAUUGUACUGAAAUCUCACAAUCACAUUCCCUUAUCUGAUUUAUACAUUAAAUCGAAUAAACUAAGGGUGCUCUAUUGUGAA